AUGGAGACCCUCCCAGUUGAUUUGUCUAGCCCUGCGAUUAAAUUCUACCUCGCUCUUGUCAGAUUACAGGUUCUCACACCUCUCUCACUUCUUCUCAAUAUAGCGUCUAUCCUGGUAUGCACUCUUGUCGCCAACCCUUCAAUACGAGAGGUUUCUCGUUUACAUCCGACGGCGAUUACUCCAAAUUCGCAUGCGAUGGCCAUAUAUAUUGGGACGAUAUGGCUUGGGCAAAUUGGAUACUGUGUUCUAUUGGUUCUUGCGAGAAAGGAUGAAACCAAAAGGGCCAUGGUCAGUGCCGUAGGAUUGGCGUUGGUGUUUGGUAAUAUUGUUAUGGGGUUGUGGGCAAUUGCAUUCGUCAUGCAAUGGUUCUUGUUAUCUACUAUUCUUCUAGGGAUACUUCUUCUUCUGCUCUGCUUUUCCAACGCCGCUCUUCUCAUCUAUCACCCGCCUGUAUCUUCCAGACCCCUUGACACAGCACUCAUUCACGCACCUAUGCGCUUCUACUUAAUUCUUCCUUUCAGUAUUCUAUUCCCUUUAUCACUAUUCAUAACGCUGGGCCUUUGGUACACACCCACACCACCUGGUCCACCAACAGACCCGGCAGCUUACCAUGCGACUGCCGCUUUCGGUGUUGUCCUAGGUACCAAUCUAUUUGGACUUAUAGUCAUCGCGCUCCGCCGCGACAUCAUAUGGUGUAUUGCCUCAACGUGGAUAGCCGUCAGCCUGUGGAGUGCAAUGCCAAAGCCAGCAGCCGUAUCUAUUACUGCAAUCACAUUCACCGUACUACACCCACUCAUCCUACUCCUGUCCCUCAUAUAUGAACGUUUCUAUUCACGGAAGCGCCCAAAUCGAAUCGCACUAGUCGGAGACGAACGUGGGCUAUACAACACUCCUACUCCUGACCCUACACCAGCAAACUUCGGCCAAACUCGAACGGCAGAGAUACCGAACGGACCAGCUGAAAUUGACGAAGAAACAUGGGGUUAA
This is a messenger RNA of Psilocybe cubensis, 987 nucleotides long. RefSeq lists its product as uncharacterized. Bases 1 to 987 code for a protein of 328 amino acids. NCBI's taxonomy places the organism in Eukaryota, Fungi, Basidiomycota, Agaricomycetes, Agaricales, Agrocybaceae. The record is from RefSeq and is a predicted model, not a curated record. The transcript is spliced from 4 exons.